Molecule: messenger RNA, 1327 nt
Organism: Toxorhynchites rutilus septentrionalis
Lineage: Eukaryota; Metazoa; Arthropoda; Insecta; Diptera; Culicidae
Product: neuroserpin-like
Exons: 3
Coding region: 63-1208 (381 amino acids)
Molecular function (GO): serine-type endopeptidase inhibitor activity
Source: RefSeq, a predicted model, not a curated record
CUUUGAUAAGGCAAGUUUUUGCUGCAACGCGCCAGUCUUGUCGCUGAGUUGUCUGUGCGAAGAUGAGUUCAAAAAUAGUUCUUCUAACGCUAGUGGUUAUCAGUGUAAACGUGGCGGGUGAAAACGAAUUCGACGACGGUAACUUGGGCUUCUCGAUCGAGUUUUUCAAGCAUGUCUCCAGCAGAUCUUCCAACUCCGUGGUGUCUCCAAUUUCGGUUCGCUUGGCACUGGCUGCCAUCCAACAGGCGGCUGGAUCAACGCUUAGCGAGAGAAUAAAGGACGCAAUCAAUUUAUCAACGAAUGAUAAGCAGAAGACUGCAGAUGAUGCGCGCGAAUUCCUGGCCAGUGUCUAUAACGAACAAUUGCGAAUCCUGUUCAAUGUUUUCCGUAAAAAUGAAUCACUAAAUCCGACUUUCGAGGAAUCUUUGCGCGAAGUGUUCGGUUCUGGUAUUGAAGCUGUAGAUUUUCAUGACAGGGGAAGUGUUUCGCAGAAAAUUAAUCAAUGGGUCUCCAACGCAACAAAUAAAUUCAUCGAUGAGUACGUUGAGGAGGACACAGUGGAUCCACAGACGGAGCUUAUGUUGAUCAAUGCUGUUACGCUUAGGGCAAGGUGGGCGAGUAAGUUUCGGAAAGCCAAAACGAAGACGAUGAUGUUUCACUUUCUGGAUGGCGAUCGUGAAAUUGAGGUGAUGAGUCAAGCCAUGUCGGUUCCGUACAGAGUGGCCGAGGACUAUCACGCCGCUGAAUUGUUAUUUUCCGAGGAAUCGGAUUUGUCCAUGUGGAUUAUUCUUCCGCGGGGCCGAGGAUCAGUCAGGGAAUUGGUGAGAAUACUUUCGCCUGGCUUGAUCGAAAGUAUAAGGAUUGGCUGUAAGACAACUUCUUUGAUGGUAGAGCUACCCCGGUUCUCGAUAAAGAACGAGUUCAACGUGACAGACGUUUUGAAGAAGAUGGGUUACGAGAAUUUAUUUGGCGUGUUCGAUUUGGAGAUGUUCCACCGAAGACAGUCGGAGUUUGCUGAUAUCCUUCAAACCACAGUUGUGUCUGUUGACGAGGAUGGCACCGAGGCAUCUACUGCCACAAGACUCAAUGUGAAGUGGCGAGUCGGAUCACGACCUUUCUUCGCCCAUAGACCUUUCAUAUUCUACAUCCAGAAGCGUUCGACAAACACCGUUCUUUUUAUCGGACAAUACUCCAACCACGAGGAUUAGGGAUUUCCCUUCGGAGUCACAAAAAAAACAAGUUUCCGCUGCCUUUGUCAACCCGUUAAGAGUAAUAUAUGUAAACGAGGAGUGAAAAUACAAUCGAUCACAGGUUGAGAAUCUUUCAC